Messenger RNA from Aureobasidium pullulans EXF-150, 1065 nucleotides. RefSeq names its product NAD(P)-binding protein. The transcript has a single exon. The record is from RefSeq and is a predicted model, not a curated record. The coding region runs from base 1 to 1065 and encodes 354 amino acids. Gene Ontology annotation, cellular component: cytoplasm. Lineage: Eukaryota; Fungi; Ascomycota; Dothideomycetes; Dothideales; Saccotheciaceae. Gene Ontology annotation, molecular function: nucleotide binding; oxidoreductase activity. Gene Ontology annotation, biological process: NADPH regeneration.
AUGGCACCCGCACGCAAACUCCAAGUCGCCAUGUCAGGCCUCGGCCGCAUGGGCGCCCGCCACGCCCUGAACUUCCACGAACGCACUCCUCGCGCCGAACUCGUGGCCGCCUUCACCCCAGAACCCAGAGAAGCAGCCUGGGCAAAGACGCACCUCGAAGGCGUAGUCAUCUACACAGAUUUCGACGAAAUGCUCAAGCAUCCAGGCUUGGAAGCCGUGGUCGUGGCAACGGUGACCACAGCACACGCAUCCCAAGCCAUCGCAGCCAUCAACGCAGGAAAACACGUACUCUGCGAAAAACCACUCAGCACGUCGGUGGAGAUUUCUCAAUCGGUGGUGGAUGCGGCGAACAAACAUCCUCACUUGAAAGUGCUGUGUGGCUUCUCCCGCCGCUUCGAUGCUUCCUACCGUGACGCCUUCGCCCGUAUGGAUACAGGCAGCAUAGGCCGCCCAGCAAUUUUCCGCUCCCAAACCUGCGAUAAACUCGACCCAUCAGGCUUCUUCGUCGACUACGCUCAAUUCUCCGGCGGCAUCUUUGUCGACUGCAAUAUCCAUGAUAUCGAUCUCGCACUGUGGUAUUUCGGCCAGGAUUCGUUGGUCAAGAGUGUUUAUGCCGUUGGCGUUACGGCUGUGCAACCGGGUCUCAAGAAGUGGAAGGAUGUGGAUAAUGGUGUUGGUGUGGUGGAGUUUUGGGGAAACAAGAUUGCUUACUUGUACUCGUCGCGUAUGAUGGCGGCUGGUCAGCAUGAUAUGACUGAGAUCAUCGGAACCGAGGGAAAACUCUCCGUCAACGCAAACCCCUCUGGCACCCUUGUCGAAAUGUCCGAAGCUACUGGUAUCCGCAGAGAAAUCCCUGGAGACUACUAUGGACGCUUCUAUGAGGCUUUCGUCAGAGAAGCCAAUGAGUUUACUGCUACGUGCUUGGAUGACACAAAGUUGCCUUUUAAGUUGAGCGGUGCUGUGCAGGCGGUCAAGAUUGGCUGUGCUUUGCAAGAGUCGCUGAACAGUGGAAAGAAGAUCGAGUUCGACGAGACCGGUCGUCGUAUUGAGCAGGCUUCUUUGUAA